UGAAGAAGCAUUAUUUAAUCAGAUGAGCAAUUUGUGCAGUUGAAAACAAGAAAUGGGUCUUAAAUUUUUCGUCACUUUUCUUCUCUACCGACUCAUCAAAUCCUUCCAAGAAGCGCCACGUGUCGAUUGCGAUAAGAGCGUGAAGAUAUGUCGAUUUAAGAUGAGAUGCCUUUUCCUAUUCUUGAUUUCCCACUAAUUUACAGGAUUAAGAAUCACGAAAACCAGUGCUUAAAUACCUCUAAUCAAUCAGCUCAUUGCUCCAGUUGCGAAGCUGGCUGCUGUCGGUCCCCUUGCCGACUGUAGAGAAUUUGAGGCACCAAAAUUUUAGUAAAACCCAUCAAACUGCUGCAAUGAAUUCCUCUCUUACUGCAUGUAAUAAGAGAGAUUGAUGAGACAGCCAGUGAUUGCGAUAAAAAAAGAUCCCAUUUUUGCCUUUUCACUGUUCCGCCACACCCUUCUCUCUCCAAGUUAAAAUCUUGAAACUUGAAAGUUGAAGAAAAGGGGGUAGGAGAGAGAAAGAUAGGUUCUUGAAGAGAUGGGCUGCUGCGUUUCGAAAUUCCCACCAACCGAGACGCACCCAGAAAAGGAGAAGCUCCAAAAUCAGGGCUUGGCGCCGCCGUCAGCUGUCUCCGCCGCCGCAGGGGCUGAGCCCGGGGUAGCCUCCUCUGGGGUUCCAUCUUUUUGCGAGUUCUCAUAUGCUGACCUCAAAGCUGCCACGAAUAACUUCAGCCCAGAUUUCAUUGUCUCAGAAAGCGGCGAGAAAGCCCCCAAUAUUGUCUACAAAGGCCGCCUGCAAAAUCGGCGGUGGAUCGCCGUCAAGAGGUUUCCUAAGUUGUCUUGGCCUGACCCCAAACAGUUUGCGGAGGAGGCGUGGGGAGUUGGGAAGUUGAGGCACCGGAGGCUUGCAAAUUUGAUAGGGUAUUGCUGUGAUGGAGAUGAGAGGUUGUUGAUUGCUGAGUUCAUGCCCAACGACACUCUUGCGAAGCAUUUAUUUCACUGGGAAAGACAGACCAUUGAAUGGGCAAUGCGCUUGAGAGUAGCACUUUAUAUAGCCGAAGCCUUGGAAUAUUGUUGCACUGAAGGCCGGCCGUUGUAUCAUGAUCUCAAUGCUUACAGGGUUCUCUUUGAUGAGGAUGGUGAUCCUCGGAUUUCAUGUUUUGGGCUGAUGAAAAACAGUCGAGAUGGGAAGAGUUAUAGCACAAAUCUUGCUUACACCCCCCCUGAAUAUUUGAAAAACGGAAGGGUAACCCCCGAAAGCGUCAUCUUCAGCUUUGGCACUGUCCUCUUGGAUCUACUGAGUGGAAAACACAUACCUCCGAGUCAUGCUCUUGAUAUGAUACGAGGUAAAAAUAUUAUACUUUUGAUGGAUUCUCAUCUGGAGGGGAAGUUCUCAACUGAAGAAGCAACGAUCGUUGUUGGCCUUGCUUCUCAAUGUUUACAAUAUGAACCUAGGGAAAGGCCUAAUAUAAAGGAUCUCGUUGCUACUCUUUCUCCGCUACAGCCAAAAUCAGACGUGCCAUCUUAUGUCAUGCUUGGGAUUUCGAAACAUGAAGAAAGCCCCCCAACACCGCAGCGCCCACUUUCGCCUAUGGGCGAGGCAUGCUCUCGACUAGACCUGACAGCAAUACACCAAAUCUUGGUCACAACACACUACAGGGACGAUGAAGGAACGAACGAGUUGUCGUUCCAAGAAUGGACACAGCAGAUGAGAGAUAUGCUGGACGCCAGAAAGCGCGGGGAUUUCGCCUUCCGCGACAAGGACUUCAAGACUGCUGUCGAUUGUUAUUCUCAGUUCAUCGACGUCGGCACCAUGGUUUCCCCAACUGUCUAUGCCCGUCGUAGUCUGUGUUAUCUGAUGAACGACCAGCCGGACGUGGCCCUUCGAGACGCGAUGCAAGCGCAGAUCGUGUAUCCGGACUGGCCGACGGCCUUCUACAUGCAGUCGGUCGCCCUUGCGAAACUGGACAUGCAUCAGGAUGCUGCAGACAUGCUCAAGGAUGCUGCUGGCUUGGAAGAGAAGAGGCAGAAAGGAGGCAGGCCUUCAUGAGAUUUCCCAUAUACUUUUCAUAUUCAAUCCUAAGUUUGUAAAUUUUUUGGGUCAGAAAAUCUAGCUUUUCUUGCUCAAAUCAAGAAUGUAUGUAACCCCUUGUUCUUGUUUUAAUAAAAAGAUUCAUUCAUUUGGAGAUUUC
This is a messenger RNA of Salvia miltiorrhiza (redroot sage), 2189 nucleotides long. RefSeq names its product serine/threonine-protein kinase BSK1-like. Bases 536 to 2047 code for a protein of 503 amino acids. Gene Ontology annotation, molecular function: ATP binding; protein kinase activity; protein binding. NCBI's taxonomy places the organism in Eukaryota, Viridiplantae, Streptophyta, Magnoliopsida, Lamiales, Lamiaceae. The record is from RefSeq and is a predicted model, not a curated record. The transcript has 9 exons. Gene Ontology annotation, biological process: brassinosteroid mediated signaling pathway; protein phosphorylation.